AUGCUGUGGCAACAGGGUCUAACAGAUAGCAGCAGGAUUAGGCUAGCUAAAGUUGUGCGCGGGUCGUUUCAUCAGGGAAAUGCCCGAUUUGUGUAUGGAGGUGUGCAGUGUAUGGCUAUAGCUUUGGUCAGCUUAGCCAAACACACGGUGAGGAGCGCGUUCUCGUGGGACAGGCUGGAUCUGGAUCGCGCGUUGGUUGAAGGUGAUGAGUUGUACACGAGUUUGCGUGACCUCAACAUCUUCAGCCAUGUGUCUAAUCUGCUGUCUGUGCCAGAUUUGCCACAGCAGUUGGAAUUAGACGGACAGCUGUUUAGGUUUAGUUUUGGCGACACGGUGUUAGGCGAAGUAGGCGUGACCGAAGGUGAAUACAUCGAUUUCGGUGUGUUCAUCAGCUUGCGUAAUGGACUGGAGAGAAUCUUCAGUCAAUACACCACAUGUCUUUUGACAAUGUGCGGAAACACCACUGCCAUCGUGCGUGAGGGUGGACGGUUCGCUGUGGUCGACAGUCACUCACGCAGUAACACUGGCUUGUUGCACCACAAUGGUACAAGCGUGGUUCUGCAUUUCGCCUGUCUUCACGACCUGCACCACUACAUCUGUCGUUUGGCCGACAGUCUCCGUUCGAGGGAGAAGCUCUUUGAGCUGUGUGGUGUUACGGUCAGCACGGAUGCAAGUCCAGCGCGGUCUGGUGUGUCUGUGGAGAGUCUCGUCACUGGGAUGAGCGCUGCUCCAGCACCAGAGUCUAGUGUGAGCAGCGAUUCAGCGGCAGAACCAACGGUGAUCGAUGGCAGAAAGCGUGUUAUUUCUUCCGACACUUGUAUGUCGAAGAAAUCCAAGAGUUUCGAUGUCCGAGAGGUCAAUUUGGACGUCGAAUUUGUUAGCGAGGUGAGAAGCGAAGAGCUGGUCUUCCAUCCCCUCGGCGUAGAUGUUUGUCGUGCUUUAUGCACAAAGUUAAACGUCGAUUGCGUGAAGGUUGUUAGUCCGGUAGCCACAGAGGAGGGGUUGUUAGGUGUUCCUUGUAGCAAAGAGAGGAUUGUGGCCGAUGGGAACUGCUUCUUCAGAGCCAUCUCUCAGGCUGUGAGUGGUUCUCAGAAGCACCAUCGUAAGAUUAGGUUAGCUGUGUGUAAAGAGUUAGAAAGGAACACAGAUAGAUAUCAAAGUCUUUUGAGGACUGGGUACUCCUCUGUGUUAGAGUAUAUUGAGCAGUCCAGGAUGAGACGUGUCGGCAGUUGGGCCACAGAGGUGGAAAUUCAGGCGACAGCAGACUGGUUAGGCGUUAGUGUGUUUACGUUCCAUGACGGACGUUGGAUAAAGUAUAGCUGCAGUAGUAAGCAUUUGUCAGUGGAAUGUGUUUAUUUAGAGAAUAUUAGGGGACAGCAUUUUGAGAAUGUUGUUUGUGUGUGUAAGCCUGGACUGCAGAGUUGCUAUGGGUAUUGUAAACUUAGUGAAGUUACAGGUUACAAUGUAAGAUCUAGAAUGAUGGAUGUUGUAGUGGUUGACGAUAGUGACAACACAGCGGUUAGGUGUAGUGAUGUAGUUUGUUCUGUUGUAGGUGUAGAGGGGAGUGACAAGGUUGUGGAGGCUGCUAGGGAGUUAGUGUCAGGUAAAAUGUCAGUGAAGUCUAAAUACUUGAGGCGUAAGCAGAGGAUGCAGGAAAAGUUGAAUUUGUCACUUAGGGAGAAACGGCAGUUGAGGAAAAGAAAGAUGUAUCAAGAAAAUGUGUUGUUCAGGGAGAACGUUAAGUUGUGUAGUGUAGGGAAAUACAGGAAGAAUUUGCCCCACAGAGAGAGGGUUAAAGAGUUCAGCAUUAGUAAAUACAGGGAAAGUGUAGAGCACAGGGAUAGUGUUAAGGCCAGGAGUGUGGGCAAAUACAGGGACAGCACUGAGCAUAGGGAGGAGGUUAAGGCCAGGAGUGUGGCCAAAUACAGGGACAGCACUGAGCAUAGGGAGGAGGUUAAGGCCAGGAGUGUGGCCAAAUACAGGGACAGUACUGAGCAUAGGGAGGAGGUUAAGGCCAGGAGUGUGGCCAAAUACAGGGACAGCACUGAGCAUAGGGAGAGACUUAUAGAAAGCACUAAGAGCAAGUAUCAUGACUGCGAAUGUGUUGCCGCGUUCGAGUAUGGAGGGGUCUCUGCUUCAGGUUAA
This is a messenger RNA of Myripristis murdjan (pinecone soldierfish), 2145 nucleotides long. RefSeq lists its product as uncharacterized. The coding region runs from base 1 to 2145 and encodes 714 amino acids. The transcript is spliced from 3 exons. The record is from RefSeq and is a predicted model, not a curated record. Gene Ontology annotation, biological process: protein deubiquitination. Lineage: Eukaryota; Metazoa; Chordata; Actinopteri; Holocentriformes; Holocentridae. Gene Ontology annotation, molecular function: cysteine-type deubiquitinase activity.